Sphenostylis stenocarpa is the source of this 564-nucleotide messenger RNA. Lineage: Eukaryota; Viridiplantae; Streptophyta; Magnoliopsida; Fabales; Fabaceae. The record is from the annotation of a GenBank genome assembly.
AUGGGAAUCGAUCUGAAGGCAGGAGGUAAGUCGAAGAAGACAAAGCGAACCGCCCCAAAAUCCGAUGAUAUCUACCUUAAGCUCCUUGUCAAGUUGUAUCGUUUUCUUGUUCGGAGGACUGGGAGUAAUUUCAAUGCCGUGGUCCUUAAGCGUCUUUUCAUGAGCAAGGUCAACAAGCCUCCGCUAUCCCUCUCUAGAUUGAUCCGUUACACCAAGGGAAAGGAGGAUAAGAUAGCUGUGGUGGUUGGUGCCGUGACCGAUGAUACUCGUGUAUACGAAGUCCCUGCUCUGAAGGUUACAGCGCUGAGGUUCACUGAAACUGCCAGAGCUAGAAUUGAGAAAGCUGGCGGGGAAUGCCUCACCUUUGAUCAACUGGCUCUUAGAGCUCCACUCGGCCAGAACACGGUUCUUCUUAGAGGUCCUAAGAAUGCUCGUGAGGCUGUCAAGCACUUUGGUCCGGCUCCUGGUGUGCCCCAUAGCCACACCAAGCCCUAUGUUCGUUCAAAGGGACGGAAAUUUGAGCGGGCGAGAGGGAGAAGGAAUAGCAGAGGGUUUAGAGUUUGA